Leptonychotes weddellii (Weddell seal) is the source of this 2957-nucleotide messenger RNA. The record is from RefSeq and is a predicted model, not a curated record. Lineage: Eukaryota; Metazoa; Chordata; Mammalia; Carnivora; Phocidae.
ACUCCAGGCAGAAACAACGAGAAGCCCUUGAACAAGUGCAAGAAGAUGCUGUCAACCAGGAAGCUGUCGUUAGGAAGAAGGUUCAAGGAACCAGCCAAUGGCUGGAGGACAGAGAGGAGCAGGUAGGGUAGCCUGUGACUACUUUAUAUUCAAGGGGAAGUUUCCUCAGAUGUCCUUGAGACCAUGAAGUAAAAAACGGAGGAGGAACAGAAAAGAAAAGAAAAAAAAAACCCGAAGAGGAACUGCGAAGUUCAGUCCCUGGCGACCAGCAGUGAGCGGAGGAAGUACAGGGGAGUUGUAAAGGAGGUGGUGUCAACAGCCUCCUGAUGAAAGAGGCAUCUUUGCAGAAAGAAGCAACUUGACAUAUCAGGACUUUUACCGCUGUAGAAAUAGCUCAGGCAUACAAAGCCCAUGCAAACACAGAAUUGCAGAAGUUCGCUAGAGGCUUAUCACUUCCCUGAGAAGAAAAGCACAUUUUCAGUUUCGUGUGCAUAAUACCAGUGAGGGCUCAAUUGCUUUCUUUCCUGGCCACCCUGCUAAAAUCCAGUAUUAACCGUACGUGUCCAGGUUGAGGAUCGAGAUCCGGCAGCCCACUCAGCCGGCGACAAAGCGAAGUCUUUGCUGCAUGAAUUAGAGGAAGCAAUCUCGGAACAACUGAAUCUCCAGACUGUAAAUACCGAAUUAGUGAACACUUGCCAGACACUUGAGCAGAAGACGAGGAAAUUGAAAACAACAACUGAGUCACUGAGAAAGAAGUUAAUUAAAGGACGCCUCCAUGGCUUGCUGUUUCAGAGCUGUUUAGAUGAGGAAUUUCCUCACUGUGAUCCCUUGUCCGGCACAGAUGGAAUUCAACAACCAUUUCAAGAUCAACUGAAGCAGUGUUGCCAUAAACGUUAUAGUGGGCAAGAAGCAAGAAUAUAUCAGACGCUCCUGACCUUCAAACAUACAUGCUGGUAUACACCUCUGCUGGAUGCCUUGCAUCUAGAGAGUCUCACAGCAAUUCCAAGCCUGGAAUUGACAUUUUCCUCAGGUGUAGCCAAACGAAUCCAGGUUUCACGUGAAAGGCCCAACUAUGGAGAAGUAGAGGAUGGUGCUUUGGAUGUGACUAGAAGAUGCAAAUGCCCAGGCCCUAAAGUUGGCCCCCACCCAGGAACAGAUCUUUCAGGUUGCAUCAGGAUGAAUGAUGACCUAAGGAUGGAGGAGAAUGGUGUUGACUGCUUGUAUUCUGAGAGCCUGCCACAGUCUAGGGAAUGUUCCACACUAUCAUCUCCUGGACACACUUCAUCCACAGAGAGUACUGUAACUUCAAGUGAUUCUGGGUCAGAAAUUUUGAAUAUGGCUUCUGGUGACCCGGACUGUAAAUCACUCUGUGAGAAAGAGGGAGAUACAAGAUCAGCUUCUGCUAUGAUAAAGAUCACAGGCCGAAGUCCAGCUCCUGAGAAUAUCGUACUCCAAGGCUCUGUGAGUGAGGACAAAACCAUGUUAAAUCUGGAAGCAAAAGAAGAACCAGAAACAAUAGGUGAGCAUAGAAAAGAAUGUGCUGCAGGAGACACUGCUCUUUCCUCCUGUCCUGUAACCACUGUGAAAUCCGUUAACUUUAGACAAAGUGAAAGCACGUCUGCUAAUGAGAAGGAGGUGGAGGCUGAAUUUCUCAGAUUAUCUUUGGGAUUUAAGUGUGACUGGUUCACCUUGGAGAAAAGAGUGAAGCUUGAAGAAAGAUCACGAGACUUGGCAGAAGAAAAUUUGAAGAAAGAAAUCACUAACUGUUUAAAGCUGUUAGAGUCUUUAACACCACUUUGUGAGGAUGACAACCAUGCCCAGGAAAUUGUUAAGAAGCUGGAGAAGAGUAUAAUAUUUCUUAGUCAGUGCACUGCACGAGUGGCCAGUAGGGCCGAGAUGCUGGGAGCCAUUAAUCAGGAAAGCCGGGUUAGUAAAGCAGUUGAAGUGAUGAUUCAGCAUGUAGAAAACCUGAAGAGAAGGUAUGCCAAAGAGCAUGCUGAAUUAGAAGAACUGAAACAGGUUCUUCUGCAAAAUGAAAGGUCUUUUAACCCUCUUGAAGAUGAAGAUGACUGCCAAAUUAAAAAGCGUUCAUCUUCCCUAAACUCCAAGCCAUCUUCUCUCCGAAGGGUGACCAUUGCCUCUUUGCCCAGAAAUAUUGGAAAUGCAGGAAUGGUGGCUGGGAUGGAAAAUGACCGAUUCAGUAGGAGGUCAAGCAGCUGGCGUAUUUUGGGAUCAAAGCAGAGUGAACACCGUCCCUCAUUACAUCGAUUUAUUAGCACCUAUUCCUGGGCAGAUGCUGAAGAAGAAAAAUGUGAACUAAAAACUAAAGAUGACUCAGAACCACCUGGAGAAGAAACAGUAGAAAGGACAAGGAAGCCAAGUCUUUCUGAAAGGAGAAAUAAUCCAUCAAAAUGGGAUGGAUCUUCAAUUUAUGACACAGUAGCUUCAUGGGCAACAAAUCUCAAGACUUCCUUCAGAAAGGCGAAUAAGGCACUCUGGCUUUCUGUUGCAUUCAUUGUACUGUUUGCAGCUUUGAUGAGCUUCCUCACAGGACGAUUCUUCCAAAAGUCUGUGGAUGCUACUCCCAUACCAGAUGGGGACUCCUGGAUGUCUGUAGAGCAAAUCUUGUGGCCAUUUACCAGACUCCAACACAAUGGACCACCACCAGUGUGACUAGAGCACAUCUUAACGUGUGUGUCUUGGUUUUUAAAGUUUCAGUAUCUGAACUUCGUAAAUUAGUCAUUUUUAGCUGGGAAAGUAUAGCAUUGAACCAGAGGGUCUCAGAAGGACUGUAAGGUAUUUUACAUUCCCUCUUUCUGCGAUUUCCUCUCUGGCUAAAAUACAAUGGGGAGGAAUCCUGCCUGUGAUUUUUAAUGAGCUUUUUGAGGAGGAGGUAUUAUAUAUUGUUUGUCAAAAUUUAUUGAAAUAAAGAACCUCAAGUCUUCCUAGAGUGAAAA